Messenger RNA from Solanum lycopersicum (tomato), 1322 nucleotides. RefSeq names its product jasmonate-induced oxygenase 4. NCBI's taxonomy places the organism in Eukaryota, Viridiplantae, Streptophyta, Magnoliopsida, Solanales, Solanaceae. The record is from RefSeq and is a predicted model, not a curated record.
AAUGGACCUUUUCAUAAAAGUGAUUUUCUCGGGAAAGUGUACAAAAUUUGACGUGAUUAAUUCCAGAUUCAAGUUCAAUCCUCCACCGCGCACGGCCGUUCCCAGUGACCGUCUCACCUCAAUCACCAGUCCUCAACCACUGAAUUUCAAUAUUCCGAUCAUUCCUAACUUUUACGAUUUGUCACUUAAAACUCAUGGAGACUCUGAGAGUACAAUUAUUGGCUGAAAAAAGUGAGAUCUCAGUACCAUCACAGUACGUACAACCACCGGAAACCAGACCACAAAUAGAAAAAACUAACGUAAAAUCAGCAGUACCAGUAAUCGAUCUCAAUUCACGAACGAACCUCCUGGAUGAACUGAAGAAAGCUUGCAAAGAAUGGGGAGUAUUUCAAGUGAUAAACCAUAAGGUUCCGAUUAGUUUGUUGGAUGAUAUAAUGCGUGUUGGUCGCACCUUUUUUGGAGGUUGCGAAAUGGAAGAGAAGCUUAAGUAUUCUUGCGAUUCUGCUUCUCCUGCUUCUGAAGGAUAUGGCAGUCGCAUGCUUGUAGCAUCAAAUGAAACGGUUUUGGAUUGGAGAGAUUAUUUUGAUCACCACACCUUGCCUUUAUCUCGUCGCAAUACUUCUCAUUGGCCCGACUCUCCAGCUGAUUACAGAAAAGUUGUGGCAGAAUACAGCGAUCACAUGAAAGCUCUUGCACAGGAACUUCUUGGUUUAGUCUCUGAGAGUCUAGACUUGACAUGUCAGUGUAUAGAAAAUGUUGUUGGGGAGUUUUACCAAAAUAUCACUAUUAGUUACUAUCCACCCUGCCCUCAACCGGAGCUUACUCUUGGACUGCAAUCACAUUCUGACUUUGGUGUUAUUACACUUCUCAUCCAAGAUGACGUGGGGGGUCUUGAGGUUUUCAAUAAUGGAGAAUGGGUUUCUGUUAAUCCAAUGUCAAAUGCUAUCUGUGUGAUCUUAGCAGACCAAACUGAGAUCAUAACUAAUGGCGAGUAUAAAAGUGCUCAACACCGGGCAGUGACAAAUGCUGGAAGAUCCCGACUCUCAAUUGCCACAUUCCAUGACCCUGCCAAAACCAGGCAAAUUUCUCCAGUCUUCCAUCCGCCUAGACAUCGUCCAGUGAUUUAUGGCGACCAUGUCUCCUCAUGGUACACUAAAGGGCCAGAAGGGAAGAGGAACCUUGAUGCACUUCUACUUUAAUUGUUAACUCUCUUUCUGCAAUUAUUCAUUCAAAAUGUAGAAAAAAGUGAUCUCUGUGUUAUACUUUGACCAACAUUUAUGAAGAUAGUUAGAUCAAGAUGGACUAAACACCUCAACUUAACA